Molecule: messenger RNA, 819 nt
Organism: Paramecium sonneborni
Lineage: Eukaryota; Ciliophora; Oligohymenophorea; Peniculida; Parameciidae
Source: the annotation of a GenBank genome assembly
CUUUGAUUCUAAAACCUGUUUCAGCUUUCAAAUAAGCAUCAAUGUCUCUUAGUUAAGGUAUUUUAUAUUUAAGUCCUAAAGCAUUUUCUAUUUUUUCUAAAUUCUUGAGGUAUCUUUCUGAUAAAAGUGCUUGACUUUAUCCUCUUAAAAUGGAAUACAUCUUUUUCCAGGUUGCUUCCUCUUCUUCAGUAUAAUCAAUUUAUGGAAUAAUUUAUCCAAAGACGUGCUGUUCAGAAAUGUUAGCUAUUAAUUCCCUUCUUUAUCUGUAUUUUUUAUCUGUAAAUUGAGGAUGAAAUUAGUUAUUUUCUUCAUUAACCACCAUUAGAAGACCAACUUUAAAAUAUAUAAUCUUAAUACGUGAUUUAAGAUCAUCUUCGUUUCUUGGAUACCAUGGAACAACUGGAAUAUCAGUGCUUUUAUUAAUCCAAACCUAUUCAUGGGUACGCUAUAGUUCUGAAACUAAUGUAUUAAAUUUUAAUGUAUCCAAAAUCUCAAAAGUCAACUUUAAGAUAGUCUUUUAAUCACUAUAAUAGAGGUAUUAAAGUUACAUUUCAGUGCGAUUCAAUAUCAAGGUUUAAACAUCUGAAAAUUUAAUUUUAUGAAUCUAGCAUAAUUCACAAAUUUUCAUUAAGCUAGAGCAGUUAUCUUUUGUAACGAUUUCCAGAUCUUGAAGGGAAUCAAUAAUAAAGUUCCUUUUAGGGAAAAAGGAUGAAAAUUUUGAUUAUAUCAACUAUAAUUUAUUAAACAUAUUAAGAUCAUUUAAAAUUAAUAAUCUCAGUUAAAUAACAUUAUAAUUAUUUUUUUAAUUAUCUGAGUUGA